AAUGCUUGCAAACCUUCUUGGAGACGCAUGUCAUAGCAGCUAGGCUGGGGCAUCUUUCCAACAGAGCCACAAAUGCACAAGGGAGGAUAGUAACCUGUCUUUUGUUUCAGAGAUCUCAUGAUCAAAACGGCUGCUCUGAGGCUCAGUCCAAGAGUCUGCUAAAUUCUGUUAAAAUGAAUUGAUAGGGAAAAUUAACCAAAUUUGUACAGCCUAUUAUUUCUGCCAGGCUUCAGAGGAUUUCACGCUGUGUAAGCUCUGCAUGCUGGUGACUUAUAGUUUACUAUGGAGAUGAGUUCUCAAACUGAAACUGGACUUCGCCUUGCAGCAAGUUCUUGGGUGGAGAGAUAACUUUCACCUAAGCUUAAGCAUUUCUGCGUACUGAGCCGGGAAUCCAAUUACAACUGGCUAUGGAGGAAGAUUUUUAAGAUGAAUCCCUACCUUGAUGACAAAUACAAUUCAUCAAUACCUGGAUAUUUGGAAGAGUCUGUGCUAAAUAAUGGGAGUCUCUCUUCAAACAACACAAACCAGACAGCAAGCAAUCUGAAUUUACCUGCUUUGGAUAUCACUAGGGCUAUAACUGUGGGGCUUGUCCUAGGUGCCUUCAUACUCUUUGCUAUAGUAGGUAAUAUCUUGGUAAUUCUCUCUGUAGCUUGCAAUAGGCAUUUAAGAAUCCCUACAAAUUAUUUUAUAGUUAAUCUUGCAAUAGCAGACUUGUUGCUGAGUUUUACUGUCCUUCCAUUUUCUGCUACACUAGACAUCCUUGGCUAUUGGGCUUUCGGGAGGAUAUUUUGUGACAUCUGGGCAGCAGUUGAUGUACUGUGCUGUACCGCUUCUAUCUUAAGCCUAUGCGCAAUUUCUAUCGAUAGAUAUAUAGGGGUGCGUUAUUCCCUUCAAUAUCCAACUUUGGUAACUAGAAGAAAAGCAAUUCUGGCCCUCCUAAGUGUCUGGGUCCUCUCCAUGAUAAUCUCUAUUGGACCCCUUCUGGGUUGGAAGGAACCAGCACCCAAGGAUGAUAAAGUGUGCUGCAUCACUGAAGAACCUUUCUACGCCUUGUUUUCUUCCUUGGGAUCCUUUUACAUCCCUUUGAUUGUCAUCCUGGUGAUGUACUGUAGAGUCUACAUAGUAGCCAAAAGAACAACUAAAAACUUGGAAGCUGGAGUCAUGAAAGAAAUGUCUGAUUCCAAGGAGCUGACUUUAAGGAUUCACUACAAGAACAUUCAUGAGGACACACUAAAUAGCACCAAGUCCAAGAGUCACAAUCCCAGGAACUCCAUAGCUUUCAAACUUUUUAAAUUCUCUAGAGAAAAGAAGGCAGCCAAGACCUUGGGAAUUGUAGUUGGCAUGUUUAUCUUGUGCUGGUUACCUUUCUUCAUAGCUCUCCCACUAGGGUCUAUGUUUUCUGUACUCAAGCCUCCUGAAACGCUCUUCAAGGUAAUAUUUUGGCUUGGCUACUUCAACAGCUGCUUGAAUCCAAUUAUUUACCCCUGCUCAAGCAAGGAGUUCAAGAGGGCUUUCAUACGAAUCCUGAAGUGCCAGUGUCACCAGCGGAAGCGGCUAGGCUGGUGGACCUACAACUACAGGACCUGGAACCGAGGCUCCUUUGAACACUCUCGCAAGGACUCACUGGAAGAUGGUGGGAGCUUCCUAAGUGGAAGUCAGAGGACGUUAUCCUCAGCCACGCCAAGCCCAGGCUACCUGAGCAAAGUCACCUGCCCACACACGGAAAUGUGCACAUUCCAGGAGUGGAAGAGCUCCAGCGCUUUCCUGAACCCCCUCGAGGAAGGCAGCAGGCAAAAGGACUCAUGUCAUCUCUUCACCUUCAAGCUCCUGACAGAGCAUAACGGACACAUCGCUGCUGGCAGCCAGGCCUCCAGCAAUGGGGGCUGUGAGACCAUUUGUGACACACUGAAAGGCAAAGCUGACCGCAGAACAAACGUGACUGUUGGGAUGAGCAAAUUCUAAACUUGUCUGGAUACAGAAGAGCACGGACUCUGCACUUGUCUUCAUUCAUUAACUUGUUUAGCAUUUGGUCCGGUUUCAGAAAUGAACCUACACUCAAUCUAGGCAUGGUGAAGGCAGUGCUUCCAGACUAGCAAGUUCAGGGAGAAAAGCAGUAACAGGCAGCCCAGUGUCAAGCAAAGUGCAGUCACUGUAGGGGUUGUUUGUGUUUUAAGCUCAUGGCCAGAGAUGCUGUAGAAAUAUAUGCAUAAAACAGGGGAGAGACCCCAUAAAGGCUGAGGAUUAAAAUGUUGCAGAGCAGUCAAACAUGUAUGUAUAUAGACAGCAUGUGUAAAUAUAGAGUGUGUGUGUAUUAGCAAUGUGUUUGGAUAUAUUUGAGUGUCACAAAGAAAGUGGACAACUUUGUUGUGUGGUUAUUUGUAUUUAUCCAGAGUACCAGCUCCCUCUGUUUUUGCCUGUAGAAGUCUUACUUGUUGUGCACUUCGCUGAACAUUAGCACUUUAGAAAUUGAAAACAACGUCAAACAUUAAAGUAAUUUCCCCUACCUCGAACAUUUUUGCUGAUUGAUAUACAACAGGGGUGGGCAAUGUUUUUGGGCAAAGUGCCAAAAACACCCACAACCUCAACUUGAAGAUGUUAGCAUGCCAGGGGCAGACAGCUGGGGAGCCAUGAGGGCCCAACCCUUAUUGUGGCAAUGCAGCCCCAGCCUUUCCCCACUGUCCACCCUGAGGCAUGCAUGCUAAGCAAAAUGCCUUCUCAUGCACUGGCACCGGUGCCAGGGGGUUGCCUACCCCGAUAUACAAUCAGAAUUCCAGCUUGUCCAUUUUCCCAUUUUGAUGCAUACACGCUUUCUCCUCCCAUCUACCCCAACACUGAAACAAUGUAUGCCACUGGAGGCCCUAAUACCCUUUCAGCCAGCUCUGUGGAUUGACUCAUAUAGCCAAUCUGCCCCCUGUUCUUUUUUGAAAGCUUGGAAAUGGCAGCAGAGUUAAUUGUCCUCUGAGUGCACAAGCGACCAAAGGGUCUGAUCUGCAAGGCGACACUCAUACAUUGUUCCAAGUCUCUCAUAAACAUCAUUGUGGACAUAGCACAAAAGAUCACUGACUGCUGGAGGCCAAAUAUCUAGCCUGGGAGCAAAAAUGCUGGGUGUUAAUAAAAUGUGUUUGGUUCUUCUGGCACCAUUUGGUGGGGAUACUGCACUCUUAGUGACUUUUGCUUUGUUACUGAAAUCAGAACCAGGUAAAUCAAGAUGCAUUUAUAUGCGAGUUCCCCUUUCUCUUGCAUUUUUCAGCUCAAUAACACAUAAUUGUAACUUAGGGAAUCUCUGUGGACAUCUUCUAGUAUAUUUUAAGCCAUGUUUGGCAGUUGUUUUCAUCUUUUCCAAUUAUGUGUGAAUCAUGAAGCUAAUGACUGUGAAUUUUUACAUAAAGUGGUACAAACCAUGA
Gavialis gangeticus (Gharial) is the source of this 3404-nucleotide messenger RNA. It is a transcript of the gene ADRA1B, whose product is annotated as adrenoceptor alpha 1B. The record is from RefSeq and is a predicted model, not a curated record. Gene Ontology annotation, cellular component: membrane. The transcript has 2 exons. Gene Ontology annotation, molecular function: alpha1-adrenergic receptor activity. NCBI's taxonomy places the organism in Eukaryota, Metazoa, Chordata, Crocodylia, Gavialidae. The coding region runs from base 427 to 1962 and encodes 511 amino acids. Gene Ontology annotation, biological process: adenylate cyclase-activating adrenergic receptor signaling pathway; phospholipase C-activating G protein-coupled receptor signaling pathway; cell-cell signaling.